Messenger RNA from Aspergillus glaucus CBS 516.65, 694 nucleotides. RefSeq lists its product as uncharacterized. NCBI's taxonomy places the organism in Eukaryota, Fungi, Ascomycota, Eurotiomycetes, Eurotiales, Aspergillaceae. The coding region runs from base 70 to 360 and encodes 96 amino acids. The record is from RefSeq and is a predicted model, not a curated record. The transcript is spliced from 4 exons.
UAGCAAGUGAGCAUUUGACUGCUUUAUUCUCUUUAUCCAGGAACCUCCAGCCUCAACUCCAAAGACAAAAUGAGUGCAUUUCUCAUAGUGGUCUAUUAUUUUUCAAUUGAGGCAUAUGAAAAAUUUGGUAAGGGUGAAGACUUUGAGAAUAUGGUAAAACCAAAGCUCAGUGAGAAAGGCGCUACUGACUUUACGGAGCCUAUCUCAAUAACUGAAAAGAUUCCUAUACAGAAUGCGCUCUAUUUUACAGCGCCAGAUGAUGCCUUGGAUGAGCUGAAGACAUUUGAAGAAAUGGGUUAUGAUGAACUCGGGUUCGGGGAAUUUGCCGAAUAUGUCAAAGUAUUGAUUGAGAAGGAUUAGAACUUGUGUAGCACGGAGGCCGCAGCACGGCCUCCACAGUGCAGAACUGCCAUACAGUGCGGACUUAUACAUAUUUAUCCAUGUACAUAUGAAACGGAUAAACCAAUGUAGCGGUUAAAACUCCGUAUCGGGGAAGUCGGGGGAGUCGAUUAUCCGGACUGCACGAGGCUGUAGGCGACGAAUUUAAUUACACAAGGAGGAUAACACCAGAUAAUGGAAAGGAGUUAGACCAUCCUCGUCCACCACAUCAACUGGAGAUCCGAAUUCGAGCAGGAGUUUUAUAAGUGGUAAAUGAGGUUUCAACAACGCGUAAUGGAGCGCAGUCAUUCCAGCA